Molecule: messenger RNA, 4045 nt
Organism: Peromyscus leucopus (white-footed mouse)
Lineage: Eukaryota; Metazoa; Chordata; Mammalia; Rodentia; Cricetidae
Gene: Slc26a6
Product: solute carrier family 26 member 6
Exons: 21
Coding region: 1563-3782 (739 amino acids)
Biological process (GO): transmembrane transport
Cellular component (GO): membrane
Molecular function (GO): secondary active sulfate transmembrane transporter activity; chloride transmembrane transporter activity; bicarbonate transmembrane transporter activity
Source: RefSeq, a predicted model, not a curated record
GCCACCUUCCCGCCGGUAGUGGCCUCCCGCGGGAGCUGUCCCAACAGCGGCACUCGAGCUACCUGAGGGCAAUGGGGCUGUCCGAUGGGUCCGGUGAGUUACAGGGCGCCGCCCGAAUCCCACGUGUCCACGAAACGUUAGCAGUCCUGUGACCCGCCCCCGCGCCGGCCUAGGUCAGUUCUGAAAGGGAACCGCCGAAUUCCCAGCAGGCAUUUCCCGCCUGCACAGCCUCAGUUUACCGCCUUGCCGAUUUUCCGCUGGUGGUUGUCCAUCAGCAGCGAGGGAUGGGGGCGGGAUCCGGCGCGACCCUAGCUCUUGAGGCGGAAAGUCCCUGGAGUGCUGACCAGCGGGGUCGCAGGGAGGUUGCUGCCUGCCAAGGAGCCCAGGCCCAGGAGGUGCGCCGGCUGGAGGUGCGCCGGCUGGGCGCCUUGGGACCGGGAGACGGACCGCUGCGAGACAGGCUCUCCCCUGGCCGUGGACCAGCGGCGGCCGGAGGCAGCGUGGUUGUGAGCGCUCUGGCGCUCAGGGCCCUUGUACCCUCCCAAAGGGCGGGGCCGAGGAUCAAGGCUCCGCCCCCGGGCGCGUGCUGCCUCGUAAGGGGAGGGAGCCCUUUAAGAAGACUUGAGUGAUCUAGAAGGAGGGGAGAGGGGCCCUGAGGUCUGGCCAGCCCGCGGUGCAGAGAACCCCGGAGGAUCCUCCUUGUGCUUGCUCUGCUCCCUCCUCCAACUUGGACACCCCGUUAGAGGCUCUUCCCAGGUGAGUCCUACCCCUCUGGUGGGAUCCUGUCCCCUGGUUGUAGCUGCUUCCAGAUCAGAACUGACAGAUGAAAACUUUCCCCAAAUGCUAGUUCACCUUCCAGACUUAGCCCACUCCCCGAAAUAUAUUCGCAGAGGAGAGCUGCAUUCCAUAUGGAGUCUCCCCCAGCUCAGUUUCUUCUGAGAGAACUCCCCAGAUGAGGAGAACCUUUUCCCUCCUUCACCCCCUUCUCCCACUACCUCCCAGAGAUUCACCCCCAGGUCAGAACUUGCCUGGCUGGUGAUGGCUCUCUGGGAAGGGUUCCCUCUAGGUAGGAUUGGCUUCUGAAAAUUCUUGUUUCCAGGUGAAUUCUCCCUACUUCAAGUGGGAGCCUGUCUCUGGAGGUGAGAGCUUGGACCCUGGAGAUAGAGGUGUCUAGGUGGGCCCUGUCCUAAAGCUUGGGGCAGUAUUGCUUACAGAUCUUUGGUUUGCUCGGUCCUUUCUCUAAACUUGCUCUCUGCCAGUGAGUCAGGGCCUAUGGUACAGCUGACUGGAAAAAGGACCGGACAGGAAUUGGUUCAGGGAAGGCAAGAGGCCGGGAGAGGUAGGGGCUGGGAGGCGGAGCCGGUCUGAACCUGGACCCGGACCUGGACAUGAACUUGGAGUGGUACUCAGGGCUGGGCAGCCACACCUGAGCUGGAUGUUUAAGUCGUGGUCAUCCCACUCUCCCUCCUGGAGAGACUUUGGCCCAGAAAGAGGCUUCCAGCAGCCAAAGUUCAGACCACGGGACGCAACAGACACAGGCACUCCUGUCUGCAGCCCAGGAGAUGGAGCUGCAAAGACGAGACUACCAUGUGGAAAGGCCAUUGCUGACCCAGGGGCAGCUCGAGGAUCUGGGGCACUGGGGCCCAGUGACCAAGACCUACCAGUGGCGAGCCUGGUUUCGAUGUUCCCGUGCUCGGGCCCAUGCUCUUCUGCUCCAUUAUGUCCCAGUCUUGGGCUGGUUACCCCGGUAUCCUGUGCGUGACUGGCUCCUGGGUGAUCUGUUAUCUGGCCUCAGUGUGGCCAUCAUGCAGCUUCCACAGGGCCUGGCCUACGCCCUCCUGGCGGGAUUACCUCCUAUGUUUGGCCUGUACAGUUCUUUCUACCCCGUCUUCGUCUAUUUCCUAUUUGGUACCUCUCGACACAUCUCUGUGGGGACCUUUGCUGUGAUGUCCGUGAUGGUGGGCGGCGUGACAGAAACCCUGACUGCAGACGGGGCCUUUGUGCAAGGCUUGAACGCCACGGUUGAUGAUGCCCGAGUGCAGGUGGCCUACACACUCAGUUUCCUGGUCGGCCUCUUCCAGGUGGGGCUGGGCCUGGUGCACUUCGGCUUCGUGGUCACCUACCUGUCGGAGCCUUUGGUCCGCAGCUACACCACAGCCGCCUCUGUGCAAGUCCUUGUCUCGCAGCUCAAGUAUGUGUUCGGCAUCAAACUGACCACGUACUCUGGGCCGCUGUCCGUUAUCUAUACAGUGCUGGAGGUCUGCUCAAAGCUGCCGCAGACUGUGCCCGGCACCGUGGUCACGGCACUUGUGGCCGGAGUGGUGCUUGUGAUGGUGAAACUGUUGAAUGAAAAGUUAAAGCGGCAUCUGCCCCUGCCCAUACCUGGGGAACUGCUCACGCUCAUUGGGGCCACUGGUAUUUCAUUUGGUGCAAAUCUGAAUGAAAGAUUCCAGAUCGACGUGGUGGGCAACAUCACCACAGGGCUGAUACCCCCAGUGCCACCCAAGACAGAGUUGUUUGCAAAGCUUGUGGGAAACGCCUUUGCCAUCGCUGUGGUGGGCUUCGCCAUCGCCAUCUCACUCGGGAAGAUCUUUGCCCUGAGGCAUGGCUACCGUGUGGACAGUAACCAGGAGCUGGUGGCCCUUGGCCUCAGUAACCUCAUUGGCAGCUUCUUCCAGUGUUUCCCCGUGAGCUGCUCCAUGUCGCGGAGCCUGGUACAGGAGAGCACUGGGGGCAACACGCAGGUUGCCGGAGCCGUAUCUUCCCUGUUCAUCCUCCUCAUUAUCGUCAAAAUUGGGGAACUCUUCCGAGACCUGCCCAAGGCCGUCCUGGCAGCCGUCAUUAUUGUGAAUCUAAAGGGCAUGAUGAAGCAGUUCUCUGACAUCUGCUCUCUCUGGAAGGCAAAUCGAGUGGACCUGCUGAUCUGGCUGGUGACCUUUGUGGCCACCAUCCUGCUGAAUCUGGACAUUGGCCUGGCGGUUUCCAUAGUAUUCUCCCUGCUGCUCGUGGUGAUCCGGAUGCAGCUGCCCCAUUACUCUGUCCUGGGGCAGGUGCCAGACACGGAUAUUUAUAGAGACGUGGCAGAAUACUCAGGGGCCAAGGAGAUCCCUGGCGUGAAGAUCUUCCGCUCCUCGGCCACCAUUUACUUUGCCAAUGCUGAGCUCUACAGUGACUCACUGAAGCAGAAGUGUGGUGUGGACGUUGACCACCUCAUCUCCCAGAAAAAGAAACGGAUCAAGAAGCAGGAGAUGAAGAUGAAGCGGAUGAAGAAGAAAGCCAAGAAGACCCAGAAACAGGCUACCUCUUCCAAGAUCUCCUCAGUUUCAGUCAACGUCAACACCAGCUCCGAAGACAUCAAAAGCAAUGAUGUGGAGGAGGGACCAGCCAAGACCCGCAAAGAUGUGCACCAAGAGGAGGAGCUGGACAAUGUGGUCGCCAGCAAUCAAGAUGUCAAGGCCCCAACCAUGACCUCACUGAAGUCCCUAGGCCUGCCCCAGCCGGACUUCCACAGCCUCGUCCUAGACCUGAGCACCCUUUCCUUUGUGGACACCGUGUGCAUUAAGACCCUGAAGAACAUUUUCCGUGACUUCCGGGAGAUCGAGGUGGAAGUAUACAUCGCAGCCUGUUACAGUCCUGUGGUCACCCAGCUUGAGGCUGGACACUUCUUUGAUGACUCUAUCACAAAGCAGAAUCUUUUUGUCUCUGUCCAUGACGCUGUGACCUUUGCCCUCCACAACCGGAAGCCUGGCUCUAAGAGCCCUGUUUUGGCCACUAAACUGUGACUUUGCUGCUGGAGAUUACCUACCUCUGGAGGUUGUGACAGGUCACCCUCAUGAAACUCCUGCCUCUAGGCCACCUCCAGGUGCCACCCAGGACUCUGUUCCAUGUACAUGCACAUAUAACUCAUGGAUGGAUGCCUUGGGACUCCAUGUUCAAUGCUAGAGGCCUGGGGCAGGGUAUUGCAGUCAGGCUGGCCCUGGCUGGGUGCUGGAAGGGAGCUGAUGUGGGUUUACGCUUUGGGAAUAAAUGUGUCUGUCCAACUUCA